CCUGCGCCCCAGCCCGGAAGCGGGUGUUCCGCGUGGCGGGCCGGACCCCCGGCCCCGCGGCGCCAUGGCAACGGCCUUCAGCAGCGACGGGGCGGCCGCGCUGCGGCGGGAGCUGCGCCCGGCGGCGGCGCCGCGGGGAGACCUCGACGGCUUCUACGAGAUGGGCCGGGCCGCCGCCUUCGUGCGGGGCGGCGGGUUCCGCAAGGUCGCCCUGCAGUUCCCGGACGAGCUCCUGGCGGACGCGGCGGCGGUGGCGGCGCGGAUGGAGGCGGAGACCGGGGCCGAGAUGUACGUCCUGGGAGACACCACGUACGGCAGCUGCUGUGUGGACGAAGUGGCCGCCGAGCAUGCGGGCGCCGGGGCCGUGCUGCACUACGGCCGCGCCUGCCUCAGCCCCUGCGGGAGGCUCCCGGUGCUGCACAUCUUCGGGCAGGAGCCGCUGGACGUCGGGCGUUGUGCAGAGGCUUUCCGGGAGCUCUACCCCGACCGGCAGAGCCGCGUGGUGGUGCUGAGCGAUGUGGUCUAUGCCCAUGCGAUGGGUGAGCUGGAGCAGCAGUUGAGCCCCGAGUACCCCUAUAUCGUCUUCUCCAGGGUGGUUUGUGGGGACCCUCCUGUCCCCGUGCCACCCGGGGAGGUGCGGCAGUUCGGUCGCCAGUUCCUGGUGGAGGCACCGGGAGGGCUGCAGGAUUACGCCAUGUUCUACGUGGGAGCUGAGGGCCUGGCCCUCACCUGCUUCAUGCUGACCUGGAACCGCUGCCCCUUCAGCUCCUUUGACCCAACGACUGGCUGCGGCCGCCGGGAAACACUCAAUGUCAACAGGGCACUGAUGCGGCGCCUCUACCUGGUGGAGCGGGCCCGGGAUGCCCGGGUGGUGGGCAUCCUGGUGGGCACUCUCGGCGUGGCGGGCUACUUGGCUGUGCUGCAGCACCUCCGUGAGCUUCUGCGCCGGGCCGGCAAGCGCAGCUACACACUGGCCGUGGGGAAGCCGAAUCCCGCCAAGCUGGCCAACUUCCUGGAGGUGGACAUCUUCGUCCUGGUGGCCUGUGCUCAGAACUCCCUGCUGGACUCCAGUGACUUCUACCGGCCUGUGGUGACGCCCUACGAGCUGGAGUUGGCCUGUAACCCGGCUCGGGAGUGGACAGGGAACUACCUCACUGACUUCCGAGACCUGCUGCCAGGUGCCUGUGCGCAUGUUGAGCUCCCACCGGCCGUCCCUGCAGCAGAGGUUAUUCCUGACAUCUCACUGAUCACCGGGGAGAUGCGUGCUGCCCAACUCUGUGACCCCCCAGACCCCCAGCUGCCCCCCGGCACUGCCCUGGCCUGCAGGGACCAGACACGGGCCCUUAUGGAGAUCAGCCCUGCUGCCUCCUUCCUGGAGUCCCGCAGCUGGCGGGGCCUGGAGCAGCAGCUGGGGCAGACACCUGUCUCCAAGGCUGUGCAGGGCCGACGAGGGAUUGCCAUUGCCUACGAGGAUGAGGGGCACCAGCAACCCUGAUUCGGCAGGAGCAGGGCCCUGUGGGGGCCUGGGCAUUGCCUGAAACUGGUGUUUGGACCUGUGUGGGUCUCAGAAGGAUCUGGACUUGCUGCCAGCUGACCCCGCACCAGAUGCAGCCUUGGGUCAGUAGCACUGCGGUGAGAGAGCGGGAGUUGCAUGUGUGCUCAGGGAUGCCUGCAGCAGCCUGGGGCUCAUGGCCAGGGCAGCAGCAGGACCAGGAGAGGUGCUUAGCCCAGACCUGGCCAGCCUUGGGCCCAAGUGGGAAAGGUCACAGCUUUGCUCGAGCUGGUGGCACUAGGACUUGAGGCUCGUGUGGGCUCCUGCUGAUAACUAAAGCUGAACUGAAAAGGACUUGUGAGUGAGUUGUAUUCUAGAAUAAAAUGUGAGCUGAGGAGCACGGA
Molecule: messenger RNA, 1896 nt
Organism: Columba livia (rock pigeon)
Lineage: Eukaryota; Metazoa; Chordata; Aves; Columbiformes; Columbidae
Gene: DPH2
Product: diphthamide biosynthesis 2
Exons: 6
Coding region: 65-1495 (476 amino acids)
Biological process (GO): protein histidyl modification to diphthamide
Molecular function (GO): 2-(3-amino-3-carboxypropyl)histidine synthase activity
Source: RefSeq, a predicted model, not a curated record